Messenger RNA from Nicrophorus vespilloides, 2326 nucleotides. RefSeq lists its product as uncharacterized. The record is from RefSeq and is a predicted model, not a curated record. Lineage: Eukaryota; Metazoa; Arthropoda; Insecta; Coleoptera; Silphidae. Bases 446 to 2059 code for a protein of 537 amino acids. The transcript is spliced from 5 exons.
CAAAAAAUAACACAAUUACAAUUAACCUUGAAAUAUGCGAUAGCUACAAUUAGGAUUUCGAUAAAUAUAUGGGGAUAUACGUUCGAUUAGAAUUGUUAUUGUUUUCCGAUUCAGGAUGUGUCAUGUUUGACGUUACUUUUUAUUUAUUUCUGUUUGACAGUUUCAAUAAUUUUCCAAUGCCGUUCGCGAUCUAAAGUCCAUGUCGAAUGAAUUUCGUCUAUGAGAAGAAUCACCGAUGAAAAACGUUCGACAGAUAAUCUUAUUCGAUCACUCACAGAUGUGAUGAAACCGCAGAUAAAAACUGACGUCCCAAUUCCCAAAUGCAAUUAUCUCUCAGUGGAAUAUCGUGAACCGAUGUGGCUGUGGCACACGGAAAUCAACAGCUGGGAAUUCCUAUGUGUAACGAAUUACUAACGACCUGUUUUAUUUUCAUUUCGUUCCAACCAUGGCUAACAAUCAGUGCAAGGAGUGCGGAUGCAUUUGCUCUAAGUGCUCUGACCAUGAUGUCCAUCUGCAUGUGGAGAUUGAGAACCUGAAGCAGAGGCUAGUUGAGAAGGAGAACCAUAUUGUUACUAUGGAAACAAAUUUUUUGAAUGAGGCUAAUAAGUUUCCUAAUGGAGAGGUGUCUGCACUGAGAGAGGAAUUAAUAACUUGGCAAGAUAAAUAUAAAAGAUUGUAUGAGGCUCAUCGCAGAGUUCAAAGGGUGAAUCAAGGUUUAGAAGAUAAGCUAUUAAAGUUGGUAGAUGUUAGUGAGACAGAGAAAAACACAUUGACUAAAGAUAUAGCAACUCUAUCACAUAAGUUGGCUGAUGCCAAUUAUACUAUUAAGAAAGUAACUGAGGAUAAUGAAAGGUAUAAGAAUGACCUUUCUCUGGCUUUACAGUUCUUGCAAUGCAAACCUGGAAAUUUUGUCUCUCAAAAAUAUGAUACAUUGCCAAAUGAGGUGCAAGCUAAAGUCUCUAAUUAUAUGGUUGUCAAAAAGAAACCAGAAGAGCGAAGAACUUUGCCCGAUAUGAAGAGUAUAAAAGUUCCGAUACCAACGUUCCCACCAACGGCUAUGGUGUAUUCAGUUCCUAAAACGUCUAAUUAUAAUCGGUUGAUGGACGAAGAGGAGGCUGAGAAUUCAGAGGUGGACAUAGUUUCAGCUGCUAUUAUGGCCAAAGUUCUGGAGGAGCGCGAACGUGAGAGGUCCUGUGUGAAACAUUGUGAUACAUGCACUUGCUCGAAGCAUAUUAGAAUAAUAACACAUAACACCCAUCACUCAGUGAGCACACAGACUGGAAGCCCAGGCAGCACAAACACACUAUGUUUAAAGUGCAAUCACCAAUUGGAGAAUAGCCCGCCUUUAGUGAAUAUCGUGAAAAACGUCGACAACAAUAAGAACGUGUACAAUUUACAGGAAAGCAACAAUCAAAAUGUGGCAAAGGUGCAGCCAAACAAUUUCUUGAUCGAUAAGAAGCUGAACGAGAGCAAAAUGGAGACAUCGAGUGACAGUAAGUCGGAGAACCUGAUAGACUUGAACAGUCCGACAAUACGUGAUUCACCCAACGAAGUGAUCUUCUUCAACAUUAACGAGAAGAAGGAAAAACCGCUGACGCAUCAUAAGCUCUGCAAGAACACGAAACUGGAAACAAGCGAGAUCUACAAGGGCGGGAGACAGUGUUCCAUGAGGCUGCAAACCGGAUCGAAGAACAUCCUGCUGGACUCGAAACCGAACGCCGUCUCUCCGGUACUGUACACACACAGUGAAAUGAAAAGUAACAACUCUAAAUCAAUUAAACCUGAAUCUAUUAGUUCGGGGGACUGCAAAACGUCGAGCAGCCUGAGUGAAAACACUUCGAACCAGAGGGUAGCUGACUGGAUACAGACCAUCGACGUCGGCAGCACUUCGGACUACUCCGAAUCCCUGAACUCGCAUCCAUCGAGUAGGACCGACGAUAAAACGGAGCUCGACAAAGUCAAAUAUAAGCAGAUGGAGGAUAACGUGAAGAGGUUUCUAUUCGGCGAGUACAAUUUCGUACACAAAAAGAAUAUAAAUGAAAUCAGCAAGCAAGAUUGAAUGUAAUCACUCGUUGGUGUAAGUAAUAAGUUAAUUUGGCUUCCACAUAUUCCGGAUAUUCUCAAAUUUAGAUCGUUUCCUUUCUUUAAUACAAACGCGAAUAGAAAAAUUCUACACACAGAUACCAAACCUCGGAUUAAAACUGGUUGCAUAGUUAUCACGGCUAAACGUAAUAAAACUGGGCGUAAAUGAGAAUAAGCUUCAUUUACACGCAUUCACGAAUAUAAUAUAUUAAAAAAAUAAACGCAAUCAAUAUAAUUGUGAAAA